Messenger RNA from Fundulus heteroclitus (mummichog), 2092 nucleotides. RefSeq names its product solute carrier family 43 member 1a (gene slc43a1a). The coding region runs from base 1 to 1677 and encodes 558 amino acids. The transcript has 14 exons. The record is from RefSeq and is a predicted model, not a curated record. Gene Ontology annotation, biological process: transmembrane transport; neutral amino acid transport. Lineage: Eukaryota; Metazoa; Chordata; Actinopteri; Cyprinodontiformes; Fundulidae. Gene Ontology annotation, molecular function: L-amino acid transmembrane transporter activity; neutral L-amino acid transmembrane transporter activity.
AUGGCGCCUUCUCUCGUUACGGCCUUCAGGAGGCGAUGGUGGAUGGCGGUGACGGCGGUGAUUGAAAACCUCCUGUGUUCGGCCGUGCUGUUGGGCUGGGGCUCUCUUCUCAUCAUGCUGAAGAGGGAGGGCUUCUACUCUCACCUGUGCUCAGAAAAUGACUCAGUGGUCGUGCACCUGAACAACUCCUCCUCCGACGGGCAUCCGAAGGAAUGGCUGAUCUGCGUGGAACAGGAGGAGAUGCUCAAUCUUGGAUUCACCAUCGGCUCCUUCCUGCUCAGCGCUACAACCCUGCCGUUAGGCAUCCUGAUGGACAAGUACGGCCCGCGUCCGAUUCGGCUGGUCGGAAGCUCCUUGUUUGGUCUGUCCUGCAUCAUCAUGGCUUUGUCUGUGUACAACCCUAAUCUCCUGUCGGGGCUCAUCUUCCUCGCUCUCUCGCUGAACGGCUUCGGGGGCAUCUGCCUGACCUUCACCUCCAUCACGCUCCCCAACAUGUUUGGCUCCCUGAGCUCCACCAUCAUGUCGCUGAUGAUCGGCUCCUACGCCUCCUCGGCCGUCACCUUCCCAGGCGUCAAGCUGAUCUACGACGCAGGCAUGAAAUUCGAUAUGAUAAUGUGGAUUUGGGCGGGUCUCGCCGGGCUCGUCUUUAUAAACUGCGUUCUCAACUGGCCCGCAGAGGGCUUCCCGACCCCAGAUGAAGUUGACUACAGUAAGCUCCUCACAAACCAAGCGGCUCCUUCGUCUGAGCAGAAGGCUGUAGGGGAGAGGCUGAACCAGAAAAACGGAGACGUGCGACACUCCACCGAGAAGCUUCCCAAUGGACACGAUGCUGAUGCUGCACCAAGCGCCGUUCCCUUCCGGCGGUCCGUGUUCUCCCCCAUCUUCCUGUGGAGCCUGGUCACCAUGGGGAUGACCCAGCUGAGGGUCAUCUUCUUCAUGGGAGCAAUGAACAAGAUGCUGGAGUACAUGGUUACCCGCGGCGCAGAACACCCACCCGACGACGUUGUUGUUUUGGCAGAAGAGACAGUGAGCUACUACUCGGGUAUCUUCGGCGCGCUGCAGCUGCUGUGUCUGGUGACCUGUCCCCUGAUUGGCUACAUCAUGGACUGGAAGAUGAAGGAGUGUGAAGAGGAGGUGUGCGCCUCCACGGGCGUAACGCAGAGACCCAAAAGAGACCGUAAGAUCCAGAAGGUGACCAAUGCCAUGCGAGCCUUCAUCUUCACUAACGUGCUGCUGAUCAUCUUUGGUAUCUGUAACCUCGUAGAUAACCUGCCUCUACAGAUUGUUACGUUCAUCCUCCACACUAUGGUCCGAGGAUUCAUCCACUCCUGCUGUGGAGGCCUCUAUGCUGCUGUCUACCCCUCCAACCAUUUCGGCACGCUGACGGGCCUGCAGUCCAUGAUCAGCGCCGUGGUGGCGCUGCUGCAGCAGCCGCUCUUCAUCGUCAUGGUCACGCAUCUUCAUGGGAACGCCUAUCAGAUCAACGUGGGCCUGCUGAUCGUCUCGUUCACCGGCUUCCUGCUGCCGGGCUACCUGUUCUUCCACCGCAGGAACCUGCUGAGGGACCACAAGGGCAGAGACGGCCAACCUGCUGGUCAGGAGCUGCAGGCUCUCAAGUCCACCGAAGCAAACGGGUCGAAGCCUCACAGCAACGGCAGCGCUGCGGCAGAGGCUUAGAAAGCAGAACUGAAUAUUAGGGGAUGCAUCUUGGGACGGGGCUGCAGAAUGAACACCAGCUUCUCAUGCGGAACGUGUGUUUUAAUGUUGCGUCUUCGUCAUUUUAAACAUACCGUAUUUUUCAGACUAUAAGGCGCACUUAAAAUCCUUGCUUCUCCAAAAUCGAUGGCGCGCUUUAUAUACGAUUACCGUACUUGUGCUUACUGACCUAUUUUAUGUGGUACAAGGCGCUCAAGAAUAUGUUAAAAUGUACAAGUGCGACUUUGGAAAGCAACGAGGCUGCUGCGCUCAGUGGAUAUUCGGAGGAUUACGUUACAUUGUGUCACUGUAUGAUCAGACCCUGAGCUGUCUACAAGACUGCCUGACUGUAAUGUCUAAACUAGACGUGCGUCCAUGUAAGGCAGCCCGCGCCCGG